This is a messenger RNA of Capsicum annuum, 3224 nucleotides long. Its product is annotated as pentatricopeptide repeat-containing protein At1g03560, mitochondrial. The coding region runs from base 84 to 2294 and encodes 736 amino acids. The transcript has 3 exons. Lineage: Eukaryota; Viridiplantae; Streptophyta; Magnoliopsida; Solanales; Solanaceae. The record is from RefSeq and is a predicted model, not a curated record. Gene Ontology annotation, molecular function: protein binding.
CUUCCUUUAUAACUAACUGAUGGCCGUUUAGGGGCUUAUGUUUGCAUAAUACUUGUAAAUUGUUAAACCCAAACUCACUAAAGAUGAGAAAAACCCUCAAUAAACCCCUUUCUACCAUUGCUGUAACAUCAAGAUUCAACUAUCCACCUUCACAAUGGGUAAAUUUUCCACUUUUCCAAGUACCCCAAUCCCAAAAAUCAAAUCUUUAUGCAGAUUUCACUUCAAAAUCCAAAUGGGUAUGUGUGGAUUUCCCUUUUUCCCAAGUACCUACCGUGUCGGUUCGGUGUACUAAAGCUCCUGCUAUGCGCAAGAUUUUGGAAAGGACCGAACUACAAAGGAUUAUUGUAUCCAAAUUAGAAAAAUCAAAUCUAUAUGUAAAUUUCACUCCAAAAUCCAUAUGGGAAUUGGCAAAUUUGCCUCUUUUCCAAGUACCCAAAUUAGAAAAAUCAAAUCUUUAUGUAAAUUUCACUCCAAAAUCCAAAAGGGUAUUCACUAGUUCUUCUAAUCUUCCACCACCAGAAUGGGUGCAGCCAUUUAUAAACCUUUCAGACUUAGUCACAGAUCACAAACCAUCACCAUGGGUAUCACAAAUCUUGAAUCUUUUAGAUAAUUCACAAUUAAUGGAGCAUAAUUUAGAUGCUUAUUGUUGCAAGUUUUUGAUUAAAUUGUCUCCAAGUUUUGUUGCAUAUUUGUUGAAAACUGAUUACCUUAAGGAUAAGCCUGAUAUCGCGUUUCGUUUCUUUUAUUGGGGUGGUAAGCAAAGGGGAUAUGUUCAUAAUUGUGAAUGUUAUGUGUAUUUGAUUCAGAUUUUGUCGUCUUCGCGUGAAUUGGAUAGGAUUAAACAUGUGUUUAGUGAGUUUAAGUGUAGUGGUUUGUUGGUGAAUGUGGUAGGAGUUAAUUCAUUGAUUAGGACUUUUGGAGAACUUGGGAUGGUUGAGGAGUUGUUAUGGGUGUGGAGACGAAUGAAAGAAAGUGGUAUCGAGCCUAGUUUGUAUACGUAUAACUUUUUGAUGAAUGGAUUGGUGAAUUCGAUGUUUAUUGAGUCUGCUGAACGCGUUUUUGAGGUUAUGGAAAGCGGGAAAGUUAAUCCGGAUAUUGUUACGUAUAAUACUAUGAUUAAGGGGUAUUGUAGGUCAGGGAAGCUUCAAAAGGCAAUGGAGAGAUUUAGAGACAUGGAGGUUACGAAAGUGGAGCCUGACAAGAUUAGUUACAUGACUCUGAUGCAAGCGUGUUAUGCGGAGGGAGAUUUUGAUUCUUGUUUGGGACUCUAUCAUGAAAUGGAGGAAAAGGAGUUGGAUAUUCCACCACACGCUUAUACGUUAGUGAUUGGAGGGUUUUGUAAAACGGGGAAGGUUCUGGAAGGGUUUACUGUUUUUGAAAAUAUGAUCAAGAGGGGUUUUAGACCUAAUCUGUCGAUUUAUACUGCUUUGAUUGACUCGUACAUGAAACAUGGUAACUUGGAUGAGGGUAUGAGGCUUUUUGACAGAAUGAGGAAUGAAGGAUUCGAACCAGAUGAGGUAACGUUUGGGGUCAUUGUAAAUGGUUUAUGCAAGAGUGGGAGGUUGGAUGAGGCCAUGCAGUGGCUUGAGUACUGUCAAAAUAACAAUGUAGCUAUCAAUGCGAUGUUUUAUUCAAGUCUUAUUGAUGGUCUAGGAAAGGCAGGGAGAGUUGAUGAAGCCAAAGAACUCUUUGAGGAAAUGGCUGAGAAGGGAUGUACGCGUGAUUCUUAUUGUUAUAAUGCGCUUAUCGAUGCCUUGGCCAAAGAUGAGAAAAUUGAUGAAGCUUUAGUUCUUUUUAAGAGAAUGGAAGAUGAAGGUUGUGAUCAGACAGUUUAUACAUACACAAUAUUGAUCAGUGGCUUGUUUAAAGAGCAUCAAAAUGAAGAGGCACUGAAGUUGUGGCAUAUGAUGAUUGAUAAGGGUAUAACUCCAAAUGCUGCUUCUUUUCGAGCCCUUUCAACCGGGCUUUGUCUUUCCGGCAAGGUGGCAAGAGCAUGUAAGAUAUUGGAUGAGCUGGCACCAAUGGGUGUUAUCCUGGAGACAGCUUUUGAAGAUAUGAUUAAUGUUUUAUGCAAGGCAGGUCGUAUAAAAGAGGCUUGCAAGUUAGCUGAUGGGAUUGUGGAUCGAGGUCGAGAAAUUCCUGGAAAAGUUCGUACUGUUUUGAUUAAUGCCUUGAGGAAGACAGGGAAUGCUGAUAUGGCGGUGAAGUUGAUGCAUAGUAAGAUUGGCAUUGGAUACGACAGGAUGGGUAGCAUUAAAAGGAGAGUAAAAUUCCGAGUUUUGUUUGAAAAGUGAGGCAUUGGAUAAAUGGUAGCAUUAAAAGGAGAGUAAAGUUUCGAGCUUUGGUUGAAAGGUGAGGCAAAAGCUGGAUAUUGGGGUUACUAUUGGGACAUUCAAGUAUGCUAUUUUGCUGUCAUGAGUGGUUAUUAGUUGAAUAUUUCGAGGCAAAAUUGACAAAGAUGUGAUCAGAUAAGCAAGGAACAUUCCAUUUGACAAAGCUAUCCAUAUCUGCCACUUUAUGGAGUUCUAACAAGCAAAGCAAGAGGAUCUUGUCUUUGGGGGAGAGGGACUUGCAGUUGCUCUAGAUUUAUUCAUCACUUAUUGUCAAUGCAUUCAGUACUGGGCCCAGGAAGAUGCGCAUUCACGGAUGACCUAGAAUCAUUUGAUAUGGAGAUAGGAAAGUGGGAGCUAGAAUACCAGCAGCAGAUGUAACUAAUCAGCGGGCAUUGCCUGUAUAGCAAGUACAGAUCAUUGUCUUUUGGAACUUCGAGUGGAUCCUUGGAGCAGCGCGAUCACCUUGUUAGUUUCCAAGCCAUUUCCGAGGAGAGUAAACUAUACCAGGCAAGCCCUGUGUCAUGAGCUCUACCGAGAAAACAUGCGGGAUCUCCUUGUUCAACCAACUUGGCCACCUUUGCUGGUAUAAUAAUUGAUAUACAUUCUAAUUGUAAUUAGUCAUUAUAGUUUGAUGUAAACAUUGACGCAGGUGAAUAUUUUCUCCAGACUAAGCUCGUAGCCUGUCGGCUAAAGAGGAAAAAAUAUCUCCUCUCACUAGCCUAUGUUACAGAUUGAGGAUUUAGUACUGCAUUUUAAGUCCAAUGUACUUUGAUAUCUUAAGAGAAAAUACAAUUGGUCCUUAUCAGAUUCUGCUAGAUAUUGAAAUCUUGCCACAUGCUAUUGUAAUAAUUUGGAAGUAUUACUAUUACCUCCAAAAUAAAGUGCAGAAUA